AGCCUUGCCUCCUCUGUUUCCUGCUUACAUUGCCACGUUAUUAGUGGCAGACCCAAAAUACAAGGGACUACAAAACUGUUAAAGGUGGAAGAAAAUCCAACGUGUUGAUAGUUAAGCUUCUUUCCUUCACAGACAUCUUAAUAUUUGGUACGCUUUGGGUAAAUCCGAGAUGUUGAAAUUUUUGAUUGUGUGCGCACUGGCCGCUAUGAGCGCGGCUGAAAUUGCUGAGGAAGAGGACGUACUCGUAUUGAAGAAAAGUAACUUCGAGGAGGCACUGAAAGCUCACCCAAAUGUCCUUGUUGAGUUUUAUGCACCAUGGUGUGGACACUGCAAGGCCUUGGCCCCUGAAUAUUCCAAAGCAGCUGGAAUGCUAAAAGCUGAAGGCUCAGACAUCAGACUAGCUAAGGUAGAUGCCACAGAAGAAUCGGAACUUGCUCAGGAGUUUGGUGUUCGUGGGUAUCCCACCAUCAAGUUCUUUAAGGGAGGAGAGAAAGAGAACCCUAAGGAAUAUUCUGCUGGUCGACAGGCUGAAGACAUCGUCAGCUGGCUGAAAAAACGAACUGGACCCGCAGCCACAACUUUAAGUGAUGUGAUGCAAGCAGAGUCAAUGAUUGCUGAUAACGAGGUUGCAGUAAUCGGAUUUUUUAAGGGUGUUGAAUCAGAAGAUGCUAAGUCCUUCAUUAAAACCGCAGAGGCUGUGGAUGACAUCCCCUUUGGAAUCACUUCUGAUGAUGCCGUCUUUACGAAGUUUGAAGUUGCCAAGGAUAGUGUUGUGCUUUUUAAGAAGUUUGAUGAAGGUCGAAAUACUUUCGAUGGAGAGGUCAGCAAAGAAAGUUUAUUGAACUUCAUCAAGGCCAACCAGCUUCCCCUGGUCAUUGAGUUCACAGAGCAGACUGCUCCCAAAAUCUUUGGAGGUGACAUAAAGUCCCAUAUCCUAAUGUUUGUGCCUAAAACAGCCAAAGACUUUCAGGAUAAGAUGGAACAAUUUAAGAAGGCAGCAGAAGGUUUUAAAGGCAAAAUUCUCUUCAUCUUCAUUGACAGUGAUGUGGAUGAUAAUCAGAGAAUUCUAGAGUUCUUUGGCCUUAAGAAGGAAGAGUGCCCGGUCAUCCGCCUUAUCACCCUUGAGGAAGAAAUGACCAAAUACAAACCAGAAUCUUCUGAAAUAACAGCAGAGAACAUAAUCAGCUUCUGCACAGCCUUCGUAGAAGGGACACUAAAGCCUCAUUUGAUGAGUCAGGACAUUCCUGAAGACUGGGAUAAAAAUCCUGUCAAGGUCUUGGUUGGGAAAAACUUUGAAGAGAUUGCCUUUAAUCCUGCUAAUAAUGUCUUUGUAGAGUUUUAUGCCCCAUGGUGUGGUCAUUGUAAGCAACUAGCCCCUAUCUGGGAUCAGUUAGGUGAGAAAUUUAAAGACAAUGCAAAUAUUGUUGUUGCCAAGAUGGAUUCCACAGCUAACGAAAUUGAAGUUGUCAAAGUGCAUAGCUUCCCCACACUCAAAUUCUUCCCUGCUGGUGAUGAACGUAAGGUAAUUGACUACAAUGGUGAGAGAACACUAGAUGGAUUCACAAAAUUUUUGGAGAGUGGAGGAAAAGAAGGUGGGGCACCAGUUGGAGAUGAAGAGGAGGAGGAAUCAGAUGAUUUGGAUCUUGAUGAUGCAGAGGAAGAUGAUUCAGAUGUGGAAGAGGGACAUGAUGAGUUGUAAGAACCAGGGGUAAAAGACAAAACCCCUUGACCACCACAUCUUUCUACCUGCCUGCCUGUGAACACUGAUGCUUUUCCUUACUAAUCCUACAGCCAAUAUGCAUUACAGGGUCUUAUGUCAGCCAGUACAUUGCCACCUUAAUCAAGUCCAGAAGUACCUAUCUGCCCACAACAACUUUGUCUGUCUGUUUUAUUUUACGUUUUUAUUUGGCAUUUAAAUCUUUUUUUUUUUUUUACUGCCUUUUUAUACUGGCCUGUAUAUGAUCUGAGGGUUCACUUAAGAUUUUGCCAUUUAAUUCUGGUAAAACUCUCUCUGGGAAUUCAGUUAUUUUUCUUUGUUUUAUAUGAAUGUUGAACGUUUUAGGGCAGACGGGCUAUCUAUCGAUCGUCAUGGGGUGGAAAUGAACCUAUUAUACUGGGCUGCUACUGUAGUGCUAACAACUUGGCCAAGACCAAAUUGAGGUACCUUCCCUGUUUAUAUGCUGUCAGUGCAUUCAAAAUCAUGAACACCUGCUACUGAAUUGGUUAAGACCUAAAAGUGAAGAAUUUAUUUUUUUAAUUUCUUUUUUUUUUUUUUUUUUUUUUUUUUAAAUCUAGCUUGGUAAAGGGCCUGUAAUUUUAUAUUAUUGUUAAUAUUUUUUUUUAUUAUUAUUAUUUUUUUAAGCCAGGGAGAUGAUUUGAGACCACCCUCUUGCACAUGAUUCGGUGCCAUCAGAGAUUGCAUAUGAGUUACUGUUAUGGUUAAAAUCUGUCAUCUUGCAAAAACCAACUCGUUUCCCAUACCCCUCUUGCCUUCCGUUACUCUAAAGUUUCCUUCCACCUGUCGGUAUCAUGAUGGUUGAUUCUGCCCUAGUGGUCGCUGUGACUGGAAGGAGAAAAUGGCAUAGUAACUCUUAAUCUGUCUUUUCCCCUUAUGCACUUGUGCGAGUGCAUGUGUGUGAUAGAUGGAGAGAGAGAUUUGUUAACUCUUAUGUUAUCUGUCUUUUAUUUUUCUAGGAAGGGUGAAUUUCAGGGGUGAUGUUUGAGAUUUACGGAAGUAGGUUUGGGAAUGUAAAUUGGGUGGGAUUUGGGUUUUGAAAUGAGCCAACAUAUUUGAGAAAGCAUUCCAUUGUUUAAAUUGACACUUAACUGAUGGCCAAAUAAAUGACAAAAUGAUGA
Molecule: messenger RNA, 2856 nt
Organism: Danio aesculapii
Lineage: Eukaryota; Metazoa; Chordata; Actinopteri; Cypriniformes; Danionidae
Gene: p4hb
Product: prolyl 4-hydroxylase, beta polypeptide
Exons: 11
Coding region: 170-1699 (509 amino acids)
Biological process (GO): response to endoplasmic reticulum stress; protein folding
Cellular component (GO): endoplasmic reticulum
Molecular function (GO): protein disulfide isomerase activity
Source: RefSeq, a predicted model, not a curated record